Molecule: messenger RNA, 1602 nt
Organism: Pollicipes pollicipes
Lineage: Eukaryota; Metazoa; Arthropoda; Thecostraca; Pollicipedomorpha; Pollicipedidae
Product: ras-related protein Rab-23
Exons: 7
Coding region: 246-950 (234 amino acids)
Molecular function (GO): GTP binding; GTPase activity
Source: RefSeq, a predicted model, not a curated record
UCCGCACGAGCCUGGGUCGCGACGCCGGCUGUCGGAGCUGCCGCGCGCGGGUGACGGACGUGACGGCAGCUGCAGCUAGUCGCGCUGAGCAGCUGGCAGCUGACGGGCCCGGACAGCUGGCACCUGGCGAGCUCGUCUGAACGCGCGGGACGGAGUCGGAGUAAGCUGUCAGAGCGGCGGGCAUGGGCGAAGCGCCGGCCGUCGUCGAGUGAAGCCUGCCUCUGCCGGACAGCAGGCGCCCCAAGAUGAGGGACGACGAGCUGGAGGUGGCUGUGAAGGUGGUGAUCGUCGGCAAUGGCGCUGUUGGCAAGUCCAGUAUGAUCCAGCGCUACUGCCGCGGUACCUUCACCAAGGAGUACAAGAAAACCAUCGGAGUCGACUUCCUGGAGCGCAUGAUCGAGGUGUACGAUGACCCGGUGCGGCUGAUGCUCUGGGACACGGCCGGUCAGGAGGAGUUUGACGCCAUCACUAAGGCGUACUACCGGGGCGCGCAGGCCUGCGUGCUCACGUUCUCCACGGUGGACCGCGCCUCCUUCCAGGCCGUCCGACACUGGAAGAAGAAGGUGGAGGAUGAGUGUGGCUCGAUCCCGAUGGUGCUCGUCCAGAACAAAAUCGACCUCAUCGACCGCGCCACCAUCGACGCCGAGGAGGCGGAGGCGCUGGCGCGCGAACUGAAGGUGCGUCUGUACCGCACCUCCGUGAAGGAGGACCUGAACGUGAGCCAGGUGUUCACGUACCUGGCCGAGCGGUACCUGGCCGAGAUGCGCACCUGGGAGGACGACGAGUUCGAGCCGCGCACCGUCAUCACCACCAACAUAUUCUCCUCCCACGGCUACAAGUUUCACGGGAAGCCGGGGCCCUACGACUCCGGCAUUAUUUCGCUGCACCCGCACGGCCGCCGACGGUUCCAGAAAAAGCGACACCUUUGGAAGAACAUCUGCAUGGCCUAGACGAGACCCCUCGGCUGGUGCUCGCCUCCACGUGCGGAGCCGCAGUCUCCAUGGCGGGAGUUGCAUCUGAACUGAUCGUGAGCGCGAGGGUGCCAAACAACGGCUGGGUGGCUCCAGUGAAGUGCUGUCGCGAGGUAACUCCCCGAGCCGCUCCAAAAGAAGAUAGGUGGCAGCACUCGUGGCUGCGCGAACUGGGUUUCCGUGCCACUCGUCGCGCGUAGCGCGUUGCGCGAAUCGAACGACGCCCGCGGACGGUAGCUGCAGGAGCCAUGUGAUAAUAGGUGUGUGUGUGUGUGUCCCAGUGUUUGUGCCAUGUAUCCGCCGGUGUUGUGCGUCGCUAACACAGUGCAAAUGCGUCAGGAGCGAUCGACGAGCGGGUACCCGCUUCGCGCUGUUGCUGCAGCCUUUUCGAGUGCCGCGGCGAUCCGCAAGGAACGCACGUCUUGGAACUUGUAUAUUGCGGGACAUAGAGCACUGGAAAUCCGCGAUGGAUGGUUCUGGCUCGUGCCAGACAAACCUGACGAGCCGCCACCGUGCUGACGAGAAGAGCCGACCGCCCUUCGGCUGACCGACCGGCGGCCAGCCAUGCACUUUUGCUACCGUGAUGUGCAGGUAUUCCAGUAUUAUGCUCAAUAAAAUACGUUAAAAGCUA